Molecule: messenger RNA, 1229 nt
Organism: Camelina sativa (false flax)
Lineage: Eukaryota; Viridiplantae; Streptophyta; Magnoliopsida; Brassicales; Brassicaceae
Source: RefSeq, a predicted model, not a curated record
AACUUAACACUGAUUUUAAAAUCAAAAUUCAGAUCUUUCCCCUUCAAUCUCUCCUGACUCUCCUCCCUCCUCCUGAGCCUCUCUAGGCCUUUACUGCUUUGGUAGUGGAUUUGUCAUUUGCGGCAUCAGAAAUGGGAAUUGCGUCGGAGAAUUUUGAUAUUGAGGAUCUGAAGUCUUACGGAGACGAUUUAAUCAGUUUAUUGCGUGUUAAGAAUGGUUUUGAUGAGAUCUCUCAAAGUUCCGAGCAGUUAAAAUCUCUCAAUUUCGCUUCUGACGAGGAUUACACUGAGAUACAUGGCUCUAUUCAAGAUUGUAAGAAGAAGCUCGAUGUUUGUAAGAAGAAAACGGAGGAAGCUUAUUUAGAUGUUUCUGCGGCUGAAGAUGAGAUUGAACGUCUUCAGAAAGAGCUUGACGAAGAGAUUGAACUGGAAUGCAAACUUAAAGACGAGCUUAGAGUGGUCGCUGAUGAACUCAAUGACCUGAAUGCUCAAUUGACUUCAAUUGCUGAACAUAAGAACUCCACAAAGAGAAAAGCGCGGGACAACUUGAGAGAUGAGAAAAAGCUAUCUAUGUAUGCUUCCGUCACGCAAGUGAUACCGGACAUUGAUGAUCCUUCAAAGAUCUCAGGCUAUAUGGUAGAUCGUGAAAAGAGGGUCAUCGAGAAGUUUCAAUUCGAGACAAAUGAGAUGACGGCCUACGAGACAUGUAACAGUAUCUGGAGCAUCAUCAACAAGCUAUAGACAGACUUGACACCAGUUCAUGUGGCACCAGUUCGUUUAUACCUGUAAAAUCCACAAUCUUGCAUGCUCUUCAGGGAUGCAUGGGACAUGGUGGCUGAAAUCUGUCGCCAACUUGUUCUGGACCCAGACGCAGAGUUCCAAGUUUGUUUUAUCUUGUAUAGGUUGCUUGCAAUUGUAUAAGACAGCACUUUUCUAUUGUUGCUGAUAAUACUUGUUACGAGAGCUUACGUUUAUUUUGCUCUAGGUACAGUGUCCCACAUCGGAAAGAGGUUUCAAGUUGAUGGGCUUACGUAAAGAUAUAAAUCAAAGAGGCUUAUGUAAGUUGAAAAGCAUCUUUGCGCUUGGGGCAAUGACGCAGCUAAUGAGGUCUUAACCGAGGCGCGUCUAUUGCUGGUUGAAAACUAUUUCCAAACCCCCUCCUGGGUUCCAAGCUUGUCUUGAUCUCUCGAGAAUUUCUGGAAGGGCUCCCUUCGGGGUAAAGCCCUACAA